AUGUCAUGGACAAAUGAUAUACGUGUCGUGGUUGGUUUAGAUUUUGGAACCACUUAUUCGGGAUUUACAUAUUGUCAUGUUUCUAAUAAAAAUUUGCGUACUCAUGACAUUUGGCCUGGAGACAUGUCUGAAUUAAAAGCUAAUACAGUGCUACUCUAUGACGAUGAACUGAAAAAAGUUGAACAAUGGGGAAAACCCGCAUUAUCCAAACGUCCAAAUCGAAGGAGAGCCGAAAAUAAGCCAGUAAAAUUAUUUAAGUUGCAUUUAGGUAAUUUACAAGAACAUCUUAAACCCAAACUUUCAGUAGAUUAUAAAAAAGCAAUUACUGAUUAUCUUCGUGAGAUUGGAAAGUUGAUCAAAGGAACAGUUACGAAAAGUUGGCCCGGAAUUGAUUUUUUGGAAAAUGUUCUCUUGGUUCUUACUGUCCCCGCGGAAUAUUCCGAUAAAUCAAAAGCGACGUUGAGAGAAUGUGCAUUUGAUGCCAAUUUAAUUGGCAGCAAAUUUUCGGAAAAAUUGCAAUUUACUACUGAACCCGAAGCUGCAGCAGCUUAUUGCAUGGAAACCAUUUUGAAAGAACACGAUCUGGAUAUAAGUGGAACAAAAUUUAUGAUCGUCGAUUGUGGAGGUGGCACAGUAGAUUUAACAACACGACAAGUGGAAGGGAAACAACUGGGCGAAAUUACGGAAAGGGCGGGGGAUUAUUGUGGAAGCACUUUUAUAGAUAAUGAAUUUAUAGAAUACUUACGACGCGAACUUGGAAAUAAUGCUAUAGAAUUGUUAGAAAAAAAUCAUUAUGGACAAAUGCAAUAUAUGAUUCAGAAAUUUUGUUCAGAUGCAAAAUUACCAUUCACAGAUGAUCCAAAAUUUAAUUACACUUUAGAUCUUGAUGAAGUUUCACCCGCUUUAGCACAAUACGUAACAGGUGAUGUUAGAGAAUCUUUGGAAGAGGCAGCGUGGUUGAUUAAACUUGAUUAUGAAACUAUGAAAUCAAUGUUUGAUCCUGUUAUCGAUAGAAUUAUAGGUUUGAUUCGUGCACAACUUGAGAAUGCUCGUGAAAAAUGUUCAGCAAUGUUUUUAGUUGGAGGUUUUAGUGAAUCAAAAUAUUUACAAAAAAGGAUCAAGAAAGAAUUCCAAAAGGAUGUUGAUAGGAUUUCUGUUCCUUCAAAUCCGAUUGCUGCUAUUUCGCGUGGUGCAGCAAUCUAUGGGGUUAGUUUUAAUGAUAAUGCUGAAAAUUCUAAUAACACGGAUGAAAUAAGGUGCAUUAUAAGUUCUCGUGUGUUGAAAUUCACUUAUGGUAUUAAAACUAUAUCAUUAUGGAGGGAAGAUGAUCCCGAAGAAAAAAGAAUUCUUGAUGGACAUAUAUAUCGUUUUACUCCUGUUGCAAAACGUGGGACUACCCUUUCAGUUAAUGAAGAAGUUACUAUUGAUCAACUUACUCCUUUUUAUCCUUCCCAAAUGGAUGGUACUUUUGAAGUUUAUUAUACAAGAGAAUAUGACGGGAAUUUCUGUGAUGAACCUGGAAUGGAAUUGUUAGGGACACUCGAAAUUGACCUUCCAGAUCCGCAUCUUGGGUGUAAUAGAUUUGUUACUUUUGGAUUAAAAUUCGGCGGAAUGGAAAUUACUGCAACCGCAAAGAAUGAUUUAAAUGGUCAAAAUUUUCAAAUUUCUUUUGAUAUAGAAACCGAAAAUUAGUUUUUAUUUAUAUAAAUGUUUUUACUAAAAUAAAAUAAAUUAUGAGGAUAAAGAU
Messenger RNA from Rhizophagus irregularis DAOM 181602=DAOM 197198, 1747 nucleotides. RefSeq lists its product as uncharacterized. Lineage: Eukaryota; Fungi; Glomeromycota; Glomeromycetes; Glomerales; Glomeraceae. The record is from RefSeq and is a predicted model, not a curated record. Gene Ontology annotation, molecular function: ATP binding; ATP-dependent protein folding chaperone.